UGAUAAACAUCAAGAACAAAUUGUUAUUUCUUUACUAUAGACAUUUUUGAGCCACAGACCCUCGUCACUCAAUUCAAGUCCACUGGGUACUCUGUCAUUGAUCAACCUGCUUUUUCAGUUUGCUUCUCAUAUUUGCUCAGUGUAAGCGCAGAUUUACCCCCAACCCUCGGUCCCGUUAGGAGGAGCUCGUUCAUUUCCCCUACGGAUAAACCAAAUGAUCCCCUUUCCAGCCGCAAAGGAGUGACAUGGCAGUCGUUGUAUUUAUCUGUGUCCUGUCGCUUUUGCCGGGUUUUGCGGUGUCCGGGAGAUAUCCAGCCGAGGAGGUGAGGCCGGACUGCGGCGCUUAGCUGAGGAAUGAUCGCGCCUGUUUGUAAAUCCCUGGAGCUGCAAAGUUUUGGUCUGACAUCCCUUGCCUCAGGUAUGGUGCGGCUUGGACGGAGCUCCCCCACCCUGUCUGAAGUCACUCACCUGGAGCUUCUAGUGGUGGUGGGGGCUGAUGUGCAGCAGGUACACAGGCAGGACACGGAGCGCUAUAUCCUCACCAACCUGAACAUAGCGUCGGAGUUGCUCCGGGACACCUCUCUGGGGGCCAACCUGCGGAUUCACCUGGUGCGCACCAUCAUCCUGACAGAGCCAGAGCCGGAUAUCCAGAUCACGGGCAACAUCACUUCCUCCCUGAUCAGCGUGUGUGAGUGGGGGCGCAGGGUGAAUCCCGUCAGCGACACCGAUCCCCUGCAUGCUGACCUGCUUCUCUAUAUCACACGGUUUGACCUGCAGCUGCCUGACAGAAAUAAGCAGGUGAGGGGUGUGGCUCAGCUGGGCGGGGCCUGUACCAGCCAAUGGAGCUGCGUCAUCACCGAGGACACAGGGUUUGACCUGGGCAUCACCAUCGCUCAUGAGAUAGGUCACAGUUUUGGCAUCAACCACGACGGGACGGGCAACAGCUGUGGCAGUGGCGGAUUCAUCAUGGCUGCCGACGGCGGAUACGGCAGCACAGACCUCACAUGGUCUCAGUGCAGCCGCGAGCAACUGAGCCGCUUCUUCAGUGCAGGUCACGCAGACUGUGUGAGGGACCUGCCUGUGUUUGGGGGCUCCCUGCAGGACUGGAAGCCAGGGCUGUACUACGGCGUAGACGACCAGUGCCGGAUCGCAUUUGGCAGUGUCGCCCGGGCCUGCUCCUUCAGGAGUGGUGAUGUCGAUGCAUGCCGAGUUCUCUCCUGCCACACCGUCCCUGGCGAUCAGAGCUCCUGCACCCGCCUGCUCGUCCCUCUGCUGGACGGAACCGAGUGCGCGCCCAAUCAGUGGUGCAUGAAAGGGCGCUGUGUGUCCCCAUCUCAGCUGAGCGCCAGCAUGGUGGUACACGGAUCCUGGUCCGGCUGGACCGAGUUCUCCCCCUGCUCCCGCACCUGCGGAGGGGGAGUGAGCGCCAGGAGGAGGCACUGUAACAACCCCCGGCCUGCGUUUGGCGGGAACAACUGCGAGGGCACGGACACCGAGGCCAGACUUUGUAACACACAGCCCUGCAGGGGGAGCCAGCUGGAUUUCAUGAAGGAGCAGUGCUCGAUGACCGACUCCCAGCCGCUCCGCCUGUCCCCCACCAGCGCCUCCCUCUACCACUGGGUCCCCGCCGUGGGCCAUGUCACAGGAGACCUCCAAUGCAGGCUGCUGUGUCGCUCUCAGGGAGAGGACUUCAUGGUGAGCCGUGGGCCGCAGUUUUUGGACGGGACACGCUGCGAGCCCAACUCCCCACCCCCUCCCGGCUCCGUCCCCGCUUGCCUGGGGGGGAAGUGCCAGCUCUUUGGCUGCGAUGGUGUGCUUCACUCCACGAAGGUGGAGGACGCCUGUGGAGUGUGCGGCGGAAACGGCUCGUCCUGCAUACUCAUCUCUGCCUCCUACACGGAGGGCCGCGCUAAAGAGUACAUCACAUUCCUGACCCUUCCACAGAAUGCCACUCGGGUUCAGAUUGUUAACACACGCCCCCUCUUCACACAUCUAGCUGUACUGGUCCGGGGAAAGUAUGUGGUGGCCGGGGGGGGGCGCGUGUCCCUAAACGCCACACAUCCAUCCCCUCUGGAGGACGAUCAGCUGACCUAUCGCCUGUACCUGACCCCUGACCUCCUGCCUGACAAAGAGGAGGUGCUGCUGCACGGGCCAGUAACGGAGGAGACGUGCGUGCAGGUCUACAGGAAGUAUGGGAAAGAGUAUGGGGAAGCCACCAGCCCCAGCAUCUCCUACUCCUUUUUCCUGCCUAGGAACUCGAGCUCAAUCAGGGCCAAGUGGCAGACGCACCCCACUUCCUGUUCUGUCACGUGCGGCUCAGGGCUCCAGCAGAGCACUGUUGUGUGUCAGGAUAUAAACACGGGAGAUACCUUGGCUGACUCCCUCUGUGGGGGGGACCCUCGCCCCCCUGGCCUGCGGACUCCCUGCCACCUCCUGCCCUGCCCUCCCGAGUGGGAGACAGGGGCAUUCGGGCCCUGCAGCGCCUCCUGUGGCACGGGGGAGAUGGUGCGGCCAGUCAGAUGUGUCCAGAUGAAGGGGGAGGAGAGGGUUGAACGGCCAGCCUCUGAAUGCCCCCAGAAUUGGGUACCGCUGGCCAUCAGCACCUGCAACACUGUUCCCUGUCCUGUAAGGUGGCGUGUCUCCGAGCCUGGGGAGUGUUCGGCGGUGUGCGGCCCGGGUGAGGCCUGGCGCGCGGUGACCUGUGUGCGCACAGAGCGUGAUGUCGACUCCCAUGUGGACGACACUCUCUGCCUGCAGUCCGAAAGGCCGCCCAGCACGGUGCCCUGCGUCGUGAACAUCUGCCCCGUCGGCUGGGAGACAGAGGCCGAGGUACAGGGGAAAUACAAGAUGGUACUUGCCAUGGCCCCGCCCCCACGGGCGGAGCCAGUGUAUGUGUGGAGCCCCAUGAUUGGCCAGUGCUCAAAGAGCUGUGGAAUGGGACAGCAGCACAUAUGGUACACGUGUGUGGACCACAGCUCCACACAGCAGGUUCUGGAGGUCUACUGCAACGGGUCGAGCAAACCAGAGCCGUACACAGAACUCUGCAACCUCACCGCCUGCCCUCCAACGUGGCGCUACCAGCAGGGUGCAUGCAGCGCGACGUGCGGAGGGGGCCUGGCUCACCAGGUGUCGUACUGCUCCCGUGAUACAGAGUUGGGGGGGGAGGAGAUUGUGAGUGACUCUGAGUGCGCCGAGCCCCGCCCAUCCGAAAGGGUCCUGUGUAACCCAGAGCCCUGUCCUGCCAGAUGGCGAGUGCAGGAGGUGGGGUCCUGCUCGGCGUCCUGCGGCCUGGGGGUCUCCCGCCGGCGUGUCUCCUGUGUCCGCUUCGAGCAGGGAGCUGAGAGGGAGCUGACUGAGGACCACUGUCCCCCGAACCACAGGCCGGCCGCCACACAGCCCUGCCUGGUGCUGGUCUGCACAUUCAGGUGGGAGGUGCAGGACUGGAGUCAGUGCUCUGUGACCUGUGGGAAUGGGGUGCAGUCCAGGGCGGUGUCCUGCGUGGGACCGGGCCAGCCCCAGCAUCUGAGCCCGCUGCUCUGCAUGCAUCUGCCCAAACCAAUAACCAUCCAGGCGUGCCACCCCCACCACUGUGUCACCCCGGCUCCAGAUCCCCCCAAGGCCACAGCGCAGCCCUCCACCCCAGAAAGCCUCCCCACAGGCCUGGCUCACCCCACCCCUGGCGAUCAGGUCACGGGCGUGGUGUCGUCCAGCACUCCAGAGGUCACCGCUCAGCUGACGACCCCCCCGCCAGCUCCUACAGUCCCCACCCAGACCAGUCCGUGUGGGCAGCUCCUCCUGCAGGAGUCGGGCCAGGUGAACCUGAGCGGGGGUACCAGCCGUGACUGUAUCCUGACCAUCGGGCGGCCGCUGGACGAGGUGGUCCGCGUCACCGUGGAGUUCAGCUCCCUGGACUGCCCCAGCAGGGAGUUUGUGGCGUUCUACGACAGGCUGAUGCUGGUGAAAAAGUGCGAGCGAGUCUCCGGCUUUACGAUCACCAGUCACACCAAUGUCCUGCUGGUGCGGCAGGGGCUGGUCACGGCCGGCAAUGGGGUCCUGCUCACCUACCGCAGCCUGAAGUCCUCCAAGAAAGGCCUCUACAGAGACUGUGACCAGCAGCUGUUCGGGCCGGCGGGCAAGAUCGUGAACCCUACGAGACUGGCAGCACCGAGCGGGCAGGCCUGCCGCGUCUUCAUCAACACCCAGCCAUCCACUCGGAUUGAGAUCCGGGCCCUGAGUAUAGAACCAGCGCUGGAGGGCAUUGCGACCCAGUCCACCUUCAUACUGAUCCGGGACGUCAGGGCGAUGAAGACCACCGUUUUCCUUGGCAACCAGCUGUUCCUGUGGCGCUCUGCUGGCAGUGCUGUGGAAAUUGAGUUCCACGGAGGCUUCCUGCAGCAUUCUGGGAGCUUCCAGGGGGAAUAUUCUGCCAUCUGACCUUGAGUGGCUGUGCUGUGCCCCUCCCACCAUGGCCUGCGCUUUGUGUCCCUACCACCAGCCCCGCCCAUCUCCCCCCACAGGCCCCACCCAUCUCCUCCCACAGGCCCCACCCAUCUCCUCCCACAGGCCCCGCCCAUCUCCUCCACAGGCCCCGCCCAUCUCCCCCAACAGGACUGUAUCAAGCACAG
Molecule: messenger RNA, 4625 nt
Organism: Paramormyrops kingsleyae
Lineage: Eukaryota; Metazoa; Chordata; Actinopteri; Osteoglossiformes; Mormyridae
Gene: adamts13
Product: ADAM metallopeptidase with thrombospondin type 1 motif, 13
Biological process (GO): proteolysis; extracellular matrix organization
Cellular component (GO): extracellular matrix
Molecular function (GO): metalloendopeptidase activity
Source: RefSeq, a predicted model, not a curated record